CGUAAAAGAAUCAACAACAACUACUCUCUAUAUUUUACACACACUCUUGAAAGUCUCUAAAAGAUGAAAUAUAUGAAGUUCUUGAUCAUGGCCGUGAUCAUGUCAGCGGCAAUGCUUCCAGCGUUGGUGGUCGGAUCUCGUCGGGUGAAAUGUGACAAUUGCGUUGACGGUGGAAAAGAAAAGAUCAACGUCAUGGAGAUGAUGAGAUCAGGUAUGGAUAUGAUGAGCCGUCAGGUUCUUCAAGCGACGAGAUACAUAAACUACGAUGCGCUGAAGAAAGACAAACCAGUUAGACCAAAUGGUAAACCUGAUCAACCUGAUAACAAAUACAAGCGAGGCUGCAGUGCCGAUACUGGCUGUUUCCGCUUUACCAAUUAACCCAUCUCUUUCUCUUCUUCUUUUUUUUAAUCGUUUGGUCUUUUUUUUUUAAUUUAUUAUUAUUGAUUUAGUUUGAU
Molecule: messenger RNA, 455 nt
Organism: Capsella rubella
Lineage: Eukaryota; Viridiplantae; Streptophyta; Magnoliopsida; Brassicales; Brassicaceae
Product: protein RALF-like 18
Exons: 1
Coding region: 64-378 (104 amino acids)
Source: RefSeq, a predicted model, not a curated record